AUGCCUAUCUCGGGUACGCAAUUGACAUCCAUCCCGGGGACGACGGAAUCCGCGACAAGCUCGGCUGCCAACGUGGGCACAGACGACCUUCCCCUUCGAAAUGCGUGUGACAGUUGCAACGCGGCGAAAGUGAAGUGCUCUAGGGAUAGGCCAUCCUGCCGGCGCUGUCAUAGCCGCAACAUUUCCUGUGUAUAUGGGGUGUCCCUACGAGGGGUUAAACGUGCAGCAACAUCGAAGCGCACCGAGAACAACUUUCUACGCACCCCUCCGCUACAGGAGCCGUUUUCCCCCUCGACGACUCCCAGCUUUCCUGAGGAAUUACUCCAAGAUUGGGAAUAUGCCUUGCCCGCCGAUUCCUUCCCUGGCAAGGAGAUCGACCUGGAUAACCGAUUUCAUCUUCUCAAUCCUCCGCUGGCCGACUCAUACAACCUGGCCGGCGUUGCUGCCAGGGCUACUAAUUUACCUACCCAUCCGAAUUCAUCGACCUCCACACCACAUGCCUCAUUAUUUGGCACCACUUGCCACUGUCAAAGUAUCCUAGCUCAGAAGCUGGCGAAUCUUAGUGUUCGGCCGCAGUCGGAUACGGUCGCCUUUGACGAGUUCCUAAUCAAGCACAAGGCGACCAUGGCUGUCUGUAUCUCGGUGCUAGAGUGUACCAGUGCCCAUCAUAAACAGGGGAUCCUGGUACUGGUGGAACUCGUCGCCUUAUUAAUCCAUAUUCUGGAAGGGUUUGAUCAGGUAAUAUGUGGGCUAGAUAGCCACGGAAGACAGUCCCCCACGUCCGUGCGACUUUCUCUCGGGUCGUAUCAGCUUGACCACGGGGAAGAGCGGGUUUUACAGGCCAAUCUUCUUCGAAUUGAGCUGGCCAAGGUCGGAACGUUAAUACAAAGCCUCAAUCAACAAUACAGUCCCACGAUAAAUGGUACUCGGACCGGGGACAUAUCCCUAAUAUCUCCGUUACUCGCGGAUCUGAAGAAGCAAGCUCGUGCCAAGUUCGAUCGAAUUCGGGGUUGGGAACCGUGUCUCUGA
This is a messenger RNA of Aspergillus bombycis, 1029 nucleotides long. Its product is annotated as Zn(II)2Cys6 transcription factor domain-containing protein. Lineage: Eukaryota; Fungi; Ascomycota; Eurotiomycetes; Eurotiales; Aspergillaceae. Gene Ontology annotation, cellular component: nucleus. The record is from RefSeq and is a predicted model, not a curated record. Gene Ontology annotation, biological process: regulation of DNA-templated transcription. Gene Ontology annotation, molecular function: zinc ion binding; DNA-binding transcription factor activity, RNA polymerase II-specific. Bases 1 to 1029 code for a protein of 342 amino acids. The transcript has a single exon.